Messenger RNA from Podospora pseudocomata, 303 nucleotides. RefSeq lists its product as uncharacterized. The transcript has a single exon. The record is from RefSeq and is a predicted model, not a curated record. Lineage: Eukaryota; Fungi; Ascomycota; Sordariomycetes; Sordariales; Podosporaceae. The coding region runs from base 1 to 303 and encodes 100 amino acids.
AUGGUCCUUCAGCAGCUCGGCCCGGCCCUCGAUAUCUCGGUCGACAAUGGUGAACUCAUCACCAGCAGCCUGACUAUCAUCAUCUCGGACCUCUCCCCGAACCCAAGUUGGCGAAGAGCUUGGGUUCUCUCGUCCAUGGUCCACCACUCCUCUCAGGCCCUCACCCACAUGGCUCAAUCUCAUCUGACAGUCGGCUAUCUCUGCCGAUAUGUCCACUAUCUUGGGUUUCUUGUGAUCAAUCAGGGCGGCCUCCUCGUGCAAAGCCGGUCAGAUCGUGCCGGUUAUGUUGGUGGCGUUGUCUAG